Messenger RNA from Fusarium graminearum PH-1, 631 nucleotides. RefSeq lists its product as uncharacterized. NCBI's taxonomy places the organism in Eukaryota, Fungi, Ascomycota, Sordariomycetes, Hypocreales, Nectriaceae. The transcript has 2 exons. The record is from RefSeq and is a predicted model, not a curated record. The coding region runs from base 57 to 437 and encodes 126 amino acids.
AUUCUUAUCCAAUAUCUUACAAUUCUUACAAAGUUCUCUUCCCCAAUAACGCCGACAUGCUCGUCAACGUCUUCACUACCGCUACCAUCGCAGCCUGUACUCUUCUGGCUACUCCAACCCUCGCCAAUCCCAUCGAUACCCUACCCGCUGGUCUCGAAUCCCACCUUCAGACCCGAGCCAACGAUGUUACGGUUAAGUUCUGGGACAGCACUACAUGCAGAACUUCGCGAUCCAGGAAGAGUUUCAACAGUGGACAUUGCAUCAAGGCUCUGGCUGGAAAGGACCAUGCUGUGAGCAUGCAAGAAAGAAAGAGCACAAAGUGUCACAUGAUCAGAUAUCGGGAGAAGAACUGCGUAGGAUAUUCUGAGAAAGUUUUCAACCUCAAUGACUGCUUUAACAUUGGAGACGAGUGGGACUCUCUCAAGUUCCAGUGCUAGGCUCAACCGGGUCCAGUCAGUUCCUUUAGUUAGCCUGUUAUAGAUUUUCUAACAUGGAAGAUCUGAUAUUAUUGUCCUCGAAUAAAUGUCUUGUUGAUUGGGAAGAGGAGUGUAGCAUCGGUUGUGAGGCUGCAUCUACGUAUGUUCCUACGUAAGUACGUCAGUCCGGUCAAUCAAUGUUACACUUUGCAGCC